AUGCUGGAUGUAUCAGUUUCCAGCGCGUGUGGCGGUACAAAAGGUGAAGGAGGGGCUGCACAGGCACCAGCACCACUUAGCGAAGAGCAGCAUGAGCAGCAGGAGAGAGGAAUCCAGCAGGACGUUGUCUCCCUUGUCUGCUGCCCUCCUCUUGGGCCUUGCGGAAAGCUGCAGCAACCCAGUGAGCGUGACACAGGAGGCAGCAGAAUUCUGCCAAGCUCCCACGCCCACCAGCAGCAGCUACAGCAGCGAAAAGACGGCGAGCAGAAGCCCGUUCUCGGUUGGCAAGCAGCAAAAGGCGCGGGCGAAGUGAGCAACACAGAGAGGCACUUUGCUCAGCGACCAGACAGCAUCGCUGCCAUCACCCCUUGCAUGCCCCCCACCAAGAGCAGCAGCGCUUCAUGCGAUUCAUGCAGAGGUCGCUACUUCCAUCCACCAAAGGUGUUAUCUGCCCCUGCUCGAAGCGAGGAGGAUCUGCUGCGGCCUCCCCCAGACUCCCCCUACCUGCGACGUGAUCUCGCACAGCACCCACAAGCUCUUAUCUCGCAUUGCACCAUACAGACCACGAGCACCUGCAGUGAAAUCAGCAGCAGCACAGGCGCUGCGAGAGCGGCUUGGUGGACAGCAGAAGCUCAACGGGAGCUUUUCUUGAGUCCAUACGACGCUGCAGGUUUCCCUAGGGGCCUUAGGGGGGUUCCUGUGAAGCGGCUUUUGACAGAACGUGGCGCUGUCUCCGUCGAUUUAAAGCCUGUAUUUCCGGAGCAGCAGAAUGCAUCGCGUCCUUCGGGGGAGCAGCAAAAGCAGCACCUGGCAGACACUAGCAGCAGCAGCAGCAGCGCAACUUGCAGCAGGUGUAAGGGCCUGAGGCUGACAUUCAGCCUUCCCGUGGAUCUGGAGGCGGCUCCGAGAGGGCCUUUGCCGUUGCGUGCCUCAAGUAGAAGGCACAUUUUGAGUCGAGGACUGCAAGUGUCUGGGCAGCAGCGGCAGCCGCGGGAGCACGCGUCCGAUGACAGCAGCGCGAGCAGCGGCAGCGAGAUUGCGGAGGAGGAGCUGCUACCAGAUGCUUACCUGCGGCUCGCUGGGAGACAGCGGAGUCUUCAGACUCUUGGGGUCGAAGGCGACUGGCUUAUGCGACUCCAGGACCCUCCUCAAGGCAUCGAGGCACUCGAUGUCUUUGCUGCUGCGGCUGCUGCUUCUGCUGCCCCUAUUGCCCAUCUUGCGCCUCUCGCCAACUCUCCGACAGCUGCUGGGCUGCUUGACCUCUUUUCCAGAUCUCGAAGCCUCGGAAACAACGCCACCAUUGCCGAGAAAGCUGCCAAUCAGGAAUGGCUGCUGAACGCUAAGGCCCCCCAUAGGCCACGCACUUUCCUCGAACGAAUGGCGGCUUUUGCCCUUUCCCGUGCGCGCACGGCCCCGAGUCUGCGGCUAUCCUUGCCACAGCAGCAGCAGCAGCAGCAGCAGCUGCAGCGGCAGCCACUGCCGAUGCUGGCGGCACUCAUUUCCGGUUGCUUAGAACUCCACGGAGCCAGAUCAGCAGCAUCAGCUGCUGCUGCUGGAGGUGACCCUGCAGUUGCAGCGGGACGAUCUCCGUCGGCACGGCGGAGAAACGCCUGCUCCUUGCAAGGGAAAUUUCAGCAGCUGGAUCCACGACUCCUGCGGAAAGCGUUGCGCUGCUUUGAUCGAAACAGAGGGGGCCUUAGCAGGAGCGGCGACAGUAGUACCAGCAGCAACAGGAUUCUUGCCGACUUCGCUGCAGUUAAAACCAGGCUUGUAGGCCUGGCCCUUGGCGACAUUCCCUUCGAUCCCGAUGGGUUGUGGCUACGGAGACAGCAGGCGCAGCAGCAGCAGCGCCACCAACAGAUGCAGCGGCAGCAGCAGCAACAGCUCGUGGAUGCGGAGCACGAGCACCAGCACGAGCAGCAGCACAAGCACCAGCAGCAGCAGAGGAGAGAGGGCUUGGGGGCUCCCAGAUCAUCUACACUGCCCCUUAUGCAGGCAGCCAUGCGACGUGUAAGACUUUCCGCCAAGUACAAGCAUCCCAGUGUGCGAAUCGGGACCAGUAGAGCAAGCAGCAGUGGAAGGAUCAACGCAGGGGGGGGAUUCUGGCAAAAGGCGUCAGUAGGUUUGGGGUGUGGCGUUGCUCUGGCCACGCAUGCGGCCUCUGCGGGGCCUUAUUAUUUUGAGGUUCUGGUGGGGCCUUUACCCCCGCAGCAGCAGCAGCAGCAGUUGCUGCUGCAGCAGCCGAAACAGGGGCUGUCGCCUACGCAGCAGCAGCACCUGCAGCAGCAGCGAAUCGCAACUUCCUCUCAGUGCGACUUGCGCGUAGGCUGGAGCACGCGCAGGCAUCCGCCUUCGGCCCCUUUGGGAGCCACGAGAGACUCUGUGGCGCUAACUCUUAGAGGUAUGGCCGCAUGGGCAGGGGUUGAGCUGCCGUACUGCUUUCCGCCUCUUGUGGAGGGGGACGUUGUCGGGUGCUGCAUCCGUUUGGUGCAGCCGCAGCAAGAGCAGCAGCCUCGGCAGGCUGACUGUGCAGCAGUCUCUCCGACGAGGGGAGUUGCUUCUCCAGCUAAAAGAGGGGCCCCUGCUGCAGCACCAGCCGGGACCGACACGACGGUGUCAGGAAUCGCAGGAGAUGCAUAUUCUGUGUCGUGCCUCAUGGACGUUGAUCGUCUGGCUCAGGGAUUCUUACGGAGUGCUGCAGGCCUCGCUGAGGGCAGCAGCAGCAGCAGCAGCAACUCCCAGCCAGUGGGGGCAGCAGCUGAGGGGUCUCUCGUGCAGUUUACCGUCAAUGGGAGGCCCUUGGGCUGCUGCCGCUUUUCGGAAGAUCCUGCGGGGUGUCUCCUGGCAGACGAAUACUUUCCUGCAAUUUCCCUCAUGGGAGGCGCCAGUUGCUCCGUCAACUUCGGUCCUUCUUUCCGCCAUCCCCCGCCUCUCGUAGAGCCUCCCUUCCUCCCUUGCUGCCUUCUGCCCCUCUCCACAGCGCCGCCUCUCACCUAUGACGUCUACCCACUGCUCCUGCUUCCCCAGCAGCUGCUAGCUGACCCUCAACUCAACACCCUCAGACCGCGCACACUCGUGGACGUCCUGGAGGAACGCAUCCUUGCGCUUCCAAGCCGACAGCAGCCACUCUCUUCUGCCCAGCACAACCCUCGCAAGCGGAAGGUUGAGGAGGCCCUCGGGAAGGGGUCUCAUGAUGCUGAUUCUGGCAUGUCUGCAGAUGGCGGCAUGCUAGAAGAGUGCGAAGAUCCGGCUCUCACGCCGCCUGCAGGGGAGCGACGAGGGGCUUCGCUGCAACACACGUCGCAUGCAUGUGGGGAGUUUUCUGGCAGUCCUGAAACCCUAGAAGAGGGCAGAGAGGCUACUGGGCACUGCUGCUGUAACAGGCGCACUGAGAAGAGUGCAACGGAGGCAAGAGCGCUCUGCUGCUGUAGACCGUGCGGAGCUGACCCUGCGGAAAUCGCGAUGCUUCAAAGAGCUGCCAGCUUAAUCUUCGCUCCCGAAGAGCUGCGACAGCUGCAGAAAGGACUGCAGCGCCAGCACCAGCAGCAACAGCUGCUCGAAUCGGUGCACCGCUGCGCCUUUGAGGCGCAGCUGAAAAGUUGCAACGCCGUGUUGGACGCUGCAGCGAAGGAAUGGGGCCUCAAACGCGCGCAUCGUUUACGGAGACGGAUGCCCUGGGCUAGGCACCGGUGCAACAUGCGAAGCAGCAGCGGCAGCGAGAGUAGCAGCGAGAGCAGCAGCAGCGAGGAGAGCGAUGCAUGCGGCCUACCGCUGGCUGGAGGCGAAGCAAACAGGGAUGUGGCUUCAGCUGGAGAGGCCCUGGAGGGCAGCGUUUUUCGUAGGGGCCUUACCGACGAUGCGACUGCUGCAGUAUCAAGUGGAUCGGCUCCUAGUCUGGCUGCAGAAGGUCAAACAUGGAAAAAGGGGGGCAGCAGCGAUUGCAGUGGUUCUCGCGUCGUUCCUUUUGUGGACUUCAAGCAUCCAUGCAGCGUCCUCUUCUCCUUCUUGCUGCCUACGCUUCGAGGGCUGCACCAUCCUGGGUUGCCUGCUUCCCCCGCGGCAGCUGUAAGUAGGCAGGCACCUACAGCGGAGGCAUCUUGCAGGGAGUCCGCCGCAGUGGCAGAGUCUCUUGCAGCGUGGAAGCGAUUCGCGCGUUUGUUCUGGCUUGUAGUAGCUCCCCUAGACAGUCAGCGCCGCCCGCUGAGCCCCCGUGUCUUUAUUCGCAACCAGGCUGUCUCUCUGCACCGCAAGAGCAAACCACCUCCGUUCGCACGUACAGCUGCUGCAAGCAGCGCAGGAGGCCGUCCUGUUGGCUCCAUUGCGGCAGCGUCGGAUGUCUCGGCAGCGGGGACAGGAGACACGGGGGCACAGCCCUCUGGCCGUGCAAGCCGAUCAGGCAGUGGUAUGACUCGCCGUAAGGGUGGCAGUUCUGCAGGCCCUGCAGGAGGAGCUGCUGCAGCGGAAGCGUCUUACGAAACAAUUCAAGUAGGGCAGCUGACACUGCGGGUGCCGCAGGGAUGCCUUGCUGAUUCGGGCGACGAAACUGGGCAGCUCCCGCCGGAUCUUUCUCAAGAAGGAGGGAGACAGAAGCGGCCAGCAGCAGGACGGAGUGUUGCCGCUGAACCAGCCGAAAGAGAUGAAGGCAUGGAGGCCUCUGCACUCAUAGAAUCUCUUCCCCUUUCGGUGGUGCUGCUGAGGCGACUGGGGCUAAAGCCGCGACAGCUUCUAGAGGCCCUGGGAUGCAAAUUCCGUUUGGUGUCUAGACAGCUCGCGGGGAGUCAUGCAGCCAUUGCAGGGGUCAGCUGUAUAUACACUGCAGUUGUACGCCUCCGGCAGCUACAGGCCAAGGCCCAGGCAGCAGACGAAGAGGCAGCAAAGGACGUUGCAUGCGAAUUCUGGAUAGAGCAGUAUGCAGGCGCGCUGUGUGGCUCUUAA
Messenger RNA from Cyclospora cayetanensis, 4935 nucleotides. RefSeq lists its product as uncharacterized. Gene Ontology annotation, cellular component: SWI/SNF complex; nucleus. NCBI's taxonomy places the organism in Eukaryota, Apicomplexa, Conoidasida, Eucoccidiorida, Eimeriidae. Gene Ontology annotation, molecular function: protein binding; transcription coregulator activity. Gene Ontology annotation, biological process: regulation of transcription by RNA polymerase II. Bases 1 to 4935 code for a protein of 1644 amino acids. The transcript has a single exon. The record is from RefSeq and is a predicted model, not a curated record.